AUGGACGAUUUAUAUCCACUUGCUCUAUUAAUGGAUGAGUUAAAACAUGAUGAUGUAUCAAAUAGAGUUGAAGCUAUGCAAAAAUUAGAUACAAUUGCUAUAGCAUUAGGACCAGAAAGAACUCGUAAAGAAUUAUUACCAUUUUUAAAUGAUGUUGCUCAAGAUGAUGAAGAAGAAGUAUUUGCUGUAUUAGGUACAAAAUUAGGUGAUUUUGUUCCAUUAAUUGGUGGUCAUGAAUAUUGUGAACCUUUAAUUAAUAUAUUAACAAUAUUAGCAUCAAUGGAAGAACCAUUAGUUAGAGAUAAAGCAAUUGAAUCAUUAAAUAAAAUAAGUAAAGAAUUAACUCAAGAAGAAAUAAAUAAAAUAUUUUUACAAUUAAUUACAAGUUUAACUCAAGGAAAUUGGUUUCUGAAAAAGAUAGCAUCAUGUGGUUUAUAUCAAGCUGUUAUAAUAAGAGUUGAUUCAACAACUAGAAAAGAUUUAUUAAGAAUGUAUUUAAAACUAGUCACUGAUGAUUAUCCAAUGGUUAGAAGAGCAGCUGCAACAAAUUUACCCCACAUUAUUGAUUUAUUAACUGAAUUUACUGAAUCUUCACCAAAUGAUGUAAAUAAAAUAAAUAAUGAAGAUUGGGAAAUUAUAUCCAAAAUGUUUCAACAUUUAAUUAAUGAUGAUCAAGAUUCUGUAAAAUUUUUAAGUGUUGAUGUAUUAAUAUCAAUAUUGGAAUUUUUUCAAAAAAUUCAUGAAUAUAGUUUUAAUUCAGAUUUUUUAUCAAGUGCAUUAAAAUUAAUUAAAGAUGAUAGUUGGAGAGUUAGAUAUACAGCAGCUGAUAGAUUUAGUAAAAUUGCUUGUAAUUUCAUUCAUAAUGAGCUGGACUUAUUUCAAUUAAUUGAUCCUUUUAUUUCAUUAAUGAAAGAUCAUGAAGGUGAAGUUAGAAAAGCAAUUGCUAAACAAUUACCUGUUUUUUGUAAAUUAUUAAAUAAAUUCCCACUGACAAAAGCAACAAUUUUAAAUAAGAUAAUCCCAGUGGUUAAUGAAUUAAGUCAAGAUCCUCAAGAAAGUGUAAGAAGUUCAUUAGCUUCAACAAUAACAGAAUUAUCACCAAUUUUGGAAAAACAAGCUACAAUUGAUAAAUUAUUACCUAUUUUUUUGGUUAUGUUAAAAGAUGAAUUCCCAGAUGUUAGAUUAAAUAUAAUUUCAAAUUUAUCAGUUGUAAAUGAAACUAUAGGUAUUAAUUUAUUAUCUACCAAUUUAUUACCUGCUAUAACUGAAUUAGCUCAAGAUCAUAAAUGGAGAGUUAGAUUAGCUAUAAUUGAAUAUAUCCCUAAAUUAGCUGAUCAAUUGGGUGAAUCCUUUUUCAAUAAUGAAUUAUUAUCAUUAUGUAUGUCAUGGUUAUGGGAUCCAGUAUUUGCCAUUAGAGAAGCAGCAGUACAAAAUCUAAAGAAUUUAACAAUAAUAUUUGGGUCCAAUUGGGCAACAAGAGAAAUACUUGUUAGAUUAUUAAAUCAAGAUGAUAAAAUUGAUGAAGACGAUAAGAUUGAUUAUUCAAAUUUUAUUAUAAGAAUUACAUGUUUAUUUGCAAUAACAAGUUUAAUACCAGUUAUAGAUUAUUCACAAUUAGUUGAUAAAGUAUUACCAUUUAUGAAUAGUUUAAUUACAGAUUCAGUACCAAAUAUAAGAUUUAAUGUUGCAAAAUCUUAUUUAACAUUAGUUGAAUCAUUAAUAAAUCAUAAAAAUCAAAUAAAUAAUGAAGAAGAAUUGAAAAAAUUAGUAAAUUUACAAAUUUUAUCAAAUUUAGAAAGAUUAGAAAGUGAUGAUGAUAUUGAUGUUAGAUUUUAUUCAUCAAAGAGUAUUCAAGGUAUUAAUGAAAUUAUAGCAUAA
Lodderomyces jiufengensis is the source of this 1878-nucleotide messenger RNA. RefSeq names its product protein phosphatase 2A structural subunit (gene TPD3). Lineage: Eukaryota; Fungi; Ascomycota; Pichiomycetes; Serinales; Debaryomycetaceae. The transcript has a single exon. The coding region runs from base 1 to 1878 and encodes 625 amino acids. The record is from RefSeq and is a predicted model, not a curated record. Gene Ontology annotation, biological process: protein dephosphorylation. Gene Ontology annotation, cellular component: cytoplasm; protein phosphatase type 2A complex. Gene Ontology annotation, molecular function: protein phosphatase regulator activity.